Messenger RNA from Aspergillus glaucus CBS 516.65, 588 nucleotides. RefSeq lists its product as uncharacterized. The record is from RefSeq and is a predicted model, not a curated record. The coding region runs from base 1 to 588 and encodes 195 amino acids. Lineage: Eukaryota; Fungi; Ascomycota; Eurotiomycetes; Eurotiales; Aspergillaceae. The transcript is spliced from 2 exons.
AUGAAACUCACCUUCAUCUUAUUCUUUCUUUUUGCUCUUCUCUGUGCCUGUGCGCCACAGAACCGGCCACUAGCAAGUUCACCCCAAGAAAAAAAAGCAACAGCAGAGGACAACCUCAAGGUGAUCAAACAGGUCGCAGCACAACAGAAGGUACAACUGGCCCCGAACAAACGGUACGCCCUGUACGAGAAGUGGCCGCCCAAGGGCCAUGGGGCGUAUGAAUGCGUAACCGGUUGGUCACAUGUUCGUCUAAUCGUGGGGACCUACAAGGAGGAUGACUGCGACGAUGACUUUUCCAAUGGCAUGUCGUUUGACCUUGGGAGAACCGGCGGUGACAAGAAAGGAGGCGAGGUCACAAUCAAUGAACGAGAGUGGAGGGCCAACCACAUUCUCGUUGGAGGCGGAGAUGCCGCAUACUGGCACAAAGCGUCGGCAGAAAGCACAUAUGACUGGGCGGGCGAAGUCAAGGAUGAUAUGGCAACUAUCAAGCGCAAAGCCACGCAAUAUGGAAAGGACCACGCGACAUACAACCUAAUCACCAACAACUGCUUGAGCUUUGCGAACGGGUUGUACAAGCAAAUCCAUUGA